Molecule: messenger RNA, 201 nt
Organism: Trichoderma reesei QM6a
Lineage: Eukaryota; Fungi; Ascomycota; Sordariomycetes; Hypocreales; Hypocreaceae
Exons: 5
Coding region: 1-201 (66 amino acids)
Source: RefSeq, a predicted model, not a curated record
AUGCCUUCAAGAAAUAAGUAUUUAAAGCCCCCUGUAGUAAGCUAUGCUUUUACAAAGUUAUUACCAUCAGAGAUCCAUAAAGAUCGUGAGGUAAAGGGCAUACAGGAUCACACUAAAGUAUAUGCUACUUCUGCCUCUGCCUCUACUACUGCUGCUGCUGCCUCUGCUACGGCCACCUCCUUAGCUAUAUGGCAAUUUUAA